Molecule: messenger RNA, 4456 nt
Organism: Gopherus flavomarginatus (Mexican gopher tortoise)
Lineage: Eukaryota; Metazoa; Chordata; Testudines; Testudinidae
Gene: CCDC69
Product: coiled-coil domain containing 69
Exons: 9
Coding region: 39-980 (313 amino acids)
Cellular component (GO): cytoplasm; nucleus
Molecular function (GO): microtubule binding
Source: RefSeq, a predicted model, not a curated record
CGGGCACGGGGCGCGGAGCGAGUCCCGCCCGCCCGGCCAUGGGCUGCACAUGCAGCACGACCGGCCGCUGCCAAGCCAGGAGCAAGAAACGACUAAGAGCUCAGCAGCCAAAGGGGCAGGUUUCCCAGGAGCUGACAGCCUUGAAGGCAGAGAAUCAUGUCAUCGCAGCUCCCUUGCACGAGGAUGUGGAGACGAAGAAGGCCCUGCUGCUGGAGGAGCAGAAGAGGGAGAUUGCGAGGCUCCUACAAGGACAUCAGGAGGAAACGGAGAGGCUGAAGGAAGCCCACCAGGCAGAGACCCAGAGACUGACCCAAGACAUUAAAAUCGAGGUGGAAAAGGAAAGAGAUUUAGAGCUUAGCAAGCAGCUCUCAGAGCAGUUCGACACACUGAACAGAGAGCGUGAAGAGAACCUCCGACAAGUCCAGAGGGCCCAUGACCAGGAGAUGGUGCUCUUAAGGGAAUCCUACCAAAGGUCCCAGUCUUCCUUACAGGAGACAAUUGACAGGUUAAAUUCCCAGCUGAAGUCCUUCCAGGAGAAAAUGAAACGGGUGGAGGAAUCGAUCUUGAGCAGAGACUAUAAGAAACUUAUUCAGGAUUAUGGGAGCCCCAGCCAGUUCUGGGAGCAAGAACUGGAGAGUCUGCAUUUUGUCAUAGAGAUGAAGAACGAACGCAUCCAUGACCUGGACAAGAAGCUGCUGAACUUGGAAACAGUGAUGGAGAGGAACCUACUUUUGGAGGAGAAAGUGAAAACUCUUCAGCAGGAGAAUGAGGAUCUGCAUGUUCAAACACAGAACCACUUGACAAUGACAAGGCAACUGUCUGACAAGCUCCUGGUGGUUCGGGAGGCCCUGGACAAGGAGUCCCAGCUGCGGGAGCAGGCGCACCGGGAGAAGGAAGAGCUGCUGUACAGGGUCCUGAACGGUGACUCCUCCCCCACCUUCCCCAUCCCCUCCAGCGAGGUGCCGCUCAUCGCCACGUAGCACUCCGGGAAGCGGCAACGGAGGCUGCUGGGAGGAGGAAGCAAGCGAGGGGCACCAGAGACUCUUCCACCCCUCGUCUUAGCCCUUCCUUUAUUGCAGAGGUCCAGAGCAGCUGUCAUGGAGACUCUGUCCGGUACUAGGGGAGCUCCUCAGACCUCCAACCUUGGGACGGCCUCCCUCUAAGGGGACCGUGCAGUAUUUCUCGGAACCUUUUCAGUGUGCUUGUACCCUCCUGUGUGUCCCCCUGUCUGACUCUGAACAUGGGGGAGCUUAUGAGACACCCCAGAACCUAGACACAUGCGGCAUGAGGUGUCCUGGCUGCUCCUGGCUUCACCUCUCAGUCAGUAGCGGUGGUUACAAGGGGAGCCAAAGGCCUCUCAGUGCAUUUGGGGUGGGGAAGAAGAGGCCUGUUUCCCGCACUGGUUUGCCCAGGUGAAUCUGAACCGGAGCCCUGCAUCUGAACAGCCUCCGCUUUUGAGGAAGUUUGGAUCAGGCUUCGGGGCUGAAGUUCGCCGCUCGGGUCCAUCUCUAACCAGAACCAAAGAGAAGGAUGCUCGUCUCAGAUGGAGCUGUUUAAAACAGCACUUAGCGGAGUCUCAGCCCCCGGCGGCUUUGUGGUGUACGCAGGCAGGCAGCGGGUCGGGUGACCCCUAGGCGUCUCUUUCUGGUAUUCUUCAAGAACAACCCCGCAAGGAAAGUUUGGGAGUCUCUGAGCUGGAACUGUGUGACCCAGGCUCAGGGCUGUCACUGGCAGAAGAUGGUGCCCUCUUCUGGCCAAGAAGCAACACGGCCUUCAGAAGAAGCAGCAAGCCUGCUGUUCUCAGCUGGAGAAACUGUUCUGAGGGCCCGUAGCAAGCACCCGAAGUGAUGCCCAAGGUGGCAAACGGGGAAUGUCGUCUGGGUCGUGUGAGGAUGGGGAAAGAGAACUCAGUGAGCGAGAGGUGGACAGAGCUUGUCUCUCCCUGGUGUGCUCACUGCCCAGGUUUUCUGGGAGCAGAUGGUUCCAGCUCCAUAGGGGCUGCCCCAGGUGCCUGUCGCCUUCUGCAGCUCCUCUUCGCAGUCCUCCAAGCUUCAGUCCAAAUCCCCCUUAGACUUUGCUGUCACUGCCUCCUGCUUCCUCCUGGCUCAGCACAAAAGUCCUAUUGCCCCAGGCUUCCUCCUGGGCCAGCACUUUCUUGUUCUGCACCUCCUCUCUCUGCCCUUAGCCUAAGAGAGGACAGCCCUGGGUCUACCUCUCUCCUGGGUCUCCUCCUUGGCCUGCCUUUCUGCUCUGCUCCUUCCCUUGUAAAGGCCCAGAUCCAGUUACAUCUAACACCCCUCCAGUUGUCACCCCGUGGCCUAACAGGGCUCAGGCUGGGUUAAACAAGCUGGAGGUUUAUACCUCAUCACAGGGCCAGAUCUCCUCUUGCCCUAGGGCUCCUUUACACCACUCUGACAGGGUAAAAAAAGGAAAGAAGGCAUAAAUGUAAUUUAUUCCCCCUUUAAGACCCCUUUCCACUUGCCAGUGUGGUGUCAAGGAGCCUUUUUGUAAGUAUGACUCUGGCCCCUUGAUGUCAUAUCGGAUUCGCUCUGUACAAAGAGCCCCUGAUGCCUCCUGGUCGUUUGCAAAGCAUUGUCCACUGUGCUGUAGACUCGCCCUGUUGUCAGUAGCUACCGGUGUGGUACUCUGCUCUUGUUCGAUGAUGAUCAGUCAGCUGCGUGCGUGUUCCCUCUGUGUGCUGCCCCAGCUCUGUGCAUAUCACUGACACAGCGAACCCCAAAGACCACAGACUCUAGUAAGGUACGAAGGAACCCAGGCCUGGUUUAUUGUCAAACGAAGCACAGUAAUAGUUUUCUGUAGACUCUACAAGACAUACUACCAAUUUGUGCCCCCUGGCAAUGGACUGGCUCAGUCAGUGGCGGGACUUUCCACUGCCCCCUAGGCUGGACAAAGAUGCACACUCCGGGACCUACUUUUAUACAGUUACAGGAUAGAUUACUCAUCCCUACUGACGUAUUGAGGUACAGCCCCUUGGCUCAUUAGGGGCUGUCUCCUCCUUUGAUCAUGUUGUUUCAAAGAAAUCUAUCCAUCAUGUUGUCCUUUUGACCCUGUCUUUAAGAUUCACCUGCCUGUUCCUUGUUUUGUCUGUGGAGUGUCCUUGUAUCGAGAUGUCCAGGUGCCAUCUUGGCACAAGUUCCUCUUAUUAGCACUUAUAUGUGAAUGCACCCGCUUCUAACAACCCUCCUCUCACCAACUUCUGUGAGCAGGGCCUGCCUCUGGCUCACAGCCCAGCUUUUGCUUAGCAAUGCCUAGAAGUACUUUGCUUCAGGCUUCAGACUGGGCCUUUGACACAAGAAUUUGUUUCAGGUCCUCAUCUUACUACAACCCCCUCGCGCUCUCGCAGCUACAGGACACCUCCUGGAAAAGAAUCUUUUUUUCCUUGCGAGCUCACCUGUUCCUGCUGUUUACUCCUCCCCACCGUCACUGUGGAAAAGAUUGUGAUCCUGGAAGAACACACGAUGGCUGUGAACAAGCAGCUGUGCACUCUGAAAACCCCAUUCUCACUUCACACCGGAGUCACGGCCACCGGGCAUCUUGUCCACUCGGGCCCAUACACCACCAAACUGUGAACAUUCUCAACCAGUGAGCCCCGAUGCCUGCAGCUCCCAUUGUCCUGUUUGUCAAGUGGGAAGAGUUUGUUCCCAGUUUGUUCUCACGCAACCUGACAGCUGGGCUGGGCAGACCCACCCCUGUCGGCCUGGCCGUGACUCACCUGGGAAAAUGGCUGUUUCUUUGGUGAGAGUUUGGCCCAAGUGGAAAUUUUGUCAUCAUUUCUGUGCUAGCAGGCAGGGCUCAGAGAGUCAUGAGAUUCCGUUCAGCCCUCUAAAUAACUUGGGCAGAUCAGGAAUUUGCUUCAGGUGAAAAUUGGCCAUUUUCCCAAAGAAGGGUCACCAUUUUCACAGUGAAAUGAGGCUUUUCUGUGUCUGGGAGUUGCCUGUUUCCAUGGGGGGGAUUCAAGAUCUUCCCCCUCCUUCCCUGUCCCUUCUCUCCCUCCUCAUCUUUCCAUUUUCUUGUUCUCUUCUGUGCCUCUUUCCUUUAUAAAUCUUGGGCCCCAAGAGAGAUUUUUAGACAUUGCACAAAAAGGUUCCAGAUCACUGACACCGCAACUAACAAGUAGUUCUUCUCGACCAUCUUUGAGAGCAAAUGGGGUGCCGGGGGGGAGAAGCUAUGUCUAGAAUGUGAACUGCUACAGGGUCAGUCCUCGCGGAGAGCCGAGUGUCUGCACAGUGCCUGUGUUGGCACAACGGGGGCUGAGGGGGAAACCAGUCUUCUGCUCUGCGUAGCUCAGUCUGUGAACGUGAUAGACAAGAUCCCCUGAAGAUGUCUCAGACCUUUGACAGUCUUUCUAGAAGCCUUGCAAGCCUGGGGGCCUGAGUGAAGGGAACUUAGUGGGGCUCUCGAGAACAACGGAUAAGUCAUUGCUCACUCAGUACUG